CAUUUGCCGUGCACCGGUCAAGUUGUUUUGUUUGUUUAUUUUUUAAUAUGUUAUUGAUGUUAAUUAAAAUGUAAAAUGAAGCAGGAAAGUGAUAAUAAUAAGCUUGAAGUUAUCGUUGAUGAAAUUCUUGAAGAUCCGGAGUUAAUUGAUGUCCGUGAUGAAAAUCCAGCGCUCCGUGAAUUGAUAGUUGAGCAGUGGAAGUUGGAUGCAUCGGUUUACUCUAUUUUGAUCGGUAAGUUACAAGUAUUGUUACAUUCCAAGAGUUUCUUCAACGUUUUCUAUAGGACAUGGUGUUACCGUGUCAUACCUUGCGGUCAUCGACGAAGCGGCGCUAGCGGAUAUUUUUUCAGUUUUGAAAUGGACGGGUCAUAAGCACGCCCUGCGAGCAAAACUGCAACACUGGGAGGAAAGUGCUCUAUACAAGCCGGAACAAACGAGUAGCUGCUCCCAUUCCCCAGGCCCUUCGACGCAUGGUUCAAUACGAGGUCCAACACAUCCUCUUCUGUCGACAUCGGUCACAUUAAGUCUCCUAGAGGACAUUCUUGAAAGAAAUGAGAAGGGGAAGAUUGUGACUCAGUUCUACCGAAUGCACCAACGGUUGGAUGCUCAGCACAGGAAACAUUUGGCACACACAGUAGUGGAUUAUUAUAUCGCAAACGAAACCUACUUCCGGAUACCAGAUAUGGCUCGAUUCGCGCAAUGUAUUGCAGAGAAAUUUCCACCAGAGCUCCCAGAAGUGUACUUCAACCCACGGGACGCAACGAUCAAUAAAAAGCAUCCAUCCGGAAUUCUUUAUGAUCGGUUUCACAAUCGAAACAAACAGCAUCUACUGCAAAGCAAACAGGAGAAGAAAAAUCCUAUCGAUAACUGGAAAAUCUUUAAAGCAAAAGCUCUGAUACUGCCGAAGGAAGAAAUCAAAAGGCAAAGUUCCAUUAAAACAUGGCUCCGAAAUAACAAACAUCCAGCAGAAAAAGUCACGGACCUCUGGCGAGAAUCAUUUUUACUACGCAUGCGGGAAAUUGUGGAGGAGACAGACGUGAAUAAGGCUCACGUAGUUGCUGAGUGGCCAAGACUAACUGAUGAAGACGGCUACCUAUUGAUUGAUGCUGACUUUGAACAAAUUUACCGGUAUGUGGCUACCUCUAACUUUUUCGACGACUGGGAAUGUUUUGUUCCACGCUACCUGGAGUAUAUUGAACUGAACGGCUUGAAGGAUGACUACUCGCGUCAAUUACUAACACAUCUGGAAUCGCAAUCUGUGGCAAAGGACACUCGUGACUUCAUUUGCUGUACCAUUUUCCAUGGUCUCGUUAAGCCUGUCCGUACUUCAUCACGGAAACUGCCAACUAUCCUCCAGGCACAAACUGAAAUGUGCUAUGCUUGUGCGACUGACGAAGAGUUCAUCGAAGCUGUAGAAUCAUUACGAAGCGAACAUUCGAAUGACAUUCCAUUCGCACCGCGCAUAUUCGUAGUGGGCCAGACGGAUAAACUAACAGGAUUCUACGUAGUAACUUCGAAACUCCAAUACAAACUACCAACUUUUUUGCGGUGUGUGGAUAUAGCAGUGAAAUUGAAAUUCGCCCAUAACUACGACUUUCCAGAAAGCUGUGAGUUGUUCUGGUGUUUUAUCGCAAAACACUUCUACAGCAUCAAUUUCUCUCGAAAGGCGAAAAAUAGUCAACUGCUUCAAUUUUUUGCGUACCUGAAAGACUAAAGGCCGGCAGCAUGAAUUGUCACUUAUGCCAAUGCCCGUACGAUUCAAUUCAACACGUCUUCGAUCAUUUGACAAUCCAUCACAGUACUCCAACGACAUUCAAGUACACGUGUACAGCAUGUGUACCAUCAGCUUUAUUCCAGAAUUUGCACCGAUUCAAACGACACGUCAAGGCGAAACAUUCUAAUUUGUUUCAACCGAUUGAUGCUGAUCGAACCAGCCAGCAUCCUGCUGUGAACAACAUUGCACCGAAUUCAAUUGAUCCCGAUAUCGAUGCAGAGGAUAAUGUACAUCAUAAUUUGUCCAGCACAAACAUCGAUGAAGCUCCGAACGAAAAUGAACUUGAAGAGAAAAAUGUAGAUGGAACCUUAGGGGAUGCUGAGAUUUUAGAUAUAAGAAAUUCAUUAAGAGAGAAUUUUCUAAACUUUAGCUUAGGUUUGCAUAACAAACAUAAUUACACACGAAAAGAUGUUACCAACUUGCAGCAGUGUAUAACUGAUGAAAUCGUAAAACCUAUAUGUGAUGCAUUGCUAAAAAUCGCCCCAAUCAAUAAUACAGCGAUAGGUAUAGAUGAUUUGGUUAAUGAUAUCUACCACCCGUUUGAGUUUAUUGCAACAGAACAGAAACUUAAUACCACACUACAAAAUUUGAACUUAAACGAUUCUUUACAUGUAAUCAAUUUCACGGAUGAAGACAAAAAUGUAGUUUCGAAGGGAUGCCUUAUGCCCAUCAAACAACAGUUCAAGCGAUUUUUUGAGAGUGGAAACGUUUUUAA
Messenger RNA from Aedes aegypti (yellow fever mosquito), 2489 nucleotides. RefSeq lists its product as uncharacterized. Bases 587 to 1714 code for a protein of 375 amino acids. The record is from RefSeq and is a predicted model, not a curated record. NCBI's taxonomy places the organism in Eukaryota, Metazoa, Arthropoda, Insecta, Diptera, Culicidae. The transcript has 6 exons.